CGGUAAUGUUGUGAGUUUGGGUUUUUUUUAACGUUUCUGAUUUUUCGGCAUUUGCGGAAAAUCGAGGGCGGCCUCGGUCUCGGGGUUUGUCCGGUAACCGCCGAGGCCAGCUCAGCACAAGCCGCCGCGGGGCCAUGGUGUUCCUCAAGCUGCGGGACCAGGAUGCUGAGAAGAGAACUCCUUUGCAUGCUGCUGCAUAUCUAGGAGAUGCUGAAAUUAUUGAACUUCUUAUUCUAUCAGGAGCUAGAGUUAAUGCCAAAGACAACAAAUGGUUGACUCCUCUGCAUCGUGCUGUUGCUUCAUGCAGUGAGGAUGCAGUUCAGGUGCUUUUGAAGCAUUCAGCUGAUGUAAAUGCUCGUGACAAAAACUGGCAGACUCCUUUACACAUUGCUGCUGCAAACAAGGCUGUGAAGUGCGCCGAAGCUCUCGUUCCCCUUUUAAGUAAUGUAAAUGUCUCCGACCGAGCAGGGAGAACUGCUUUACACCAUGCUGCCUUCAGUGGACAUGUAGAGAUGGUUAGCUUGCUUCUAUCCCGAGGUGCCAACAUCAAUGCUUUUGAUAAGAAAGAUCGACGUGCAAUUCACUGGGCUGCGUACAUGGGCCACAUCGAGGCGAUCAAACUGCUGGUAGCACAUGGAGCUGAAGUGACAUGCAAGGAUAAGAAAGCUUAUACACCACUUCAUGCUGCAGCUUCCAGUGGAAUGCUUAGUGUCGUCAAGUACCUGUUGGAUCUUGGAGUUGAUAUUAAUGAACCAAAUGCAUAUGGAAAUACUCCUCUUCAUGUGGCCUGUUACAAUGGCCAGGAUGUAGUUGUGAAUGAGCUCAUUGACUGUGGAGCAAAUGUUAACCAAGUGAAUGAGAAAGGCUUUACCCCACUGCACUUCGCUGCUGCUUCAACACAUGGUGCACUGUGUUUAGAACUCUUGGUCAGUAAUGGGGCAGAAGUGAACAUUAAGGUAAGGGGGAAAAAUGUGCAAUGUCGGUAAAUAAGAAUAAAAUUU
Messenger RNA from Chiloscyllium plagiosum (whitespotted bambooshark), 1001 nucleotides. Lineage: Eukaryota; Metazoa; Chordata; Chondrichthyes; Orectolobiformes; Hemiscylliidae. The record is from RefSeq and is a predicted model, not a curated record.